Molecule: messenger RNA, 1518 nt
Organism: Lachancea lanzarotensis
Lineage: Eukaryota; Fungi; Ascomycota; Saccharomycetes; Saccharomycetales; Saccharomycetaceae
Gene: PRI2
Product: LALA0S02e00584g1_1
Exons: 1
Coding region: 1-1518 (505 amino acids)
Biological process (GO): DNA replication, synthesis of primer
Cellular component (GO): alpha DNA polymerase:primase complex
Source: RefSeq, a predicted model, not a curated record
AUGUUCAGACAGUCUAAACGUAGGGUUGCUGGCAGGAGAAAUUUCGAUGAACGCUCAGGCUCAUCGUCAGGAAACUUCAUCUUGAAUGGAACAGCAUCAGAAGAAGAAAAAAAAUUGUACGAGUCGUUGUAUCAGUCGAGGUUAUCGUUCUACACCAUUCCACCGAAGGGUGAAAUUACACUGGAGCAAUUUGAACUAUGGGCCAUUGACAGACUCAAAGUGCUUCUCGAAAUCGAAUCCUGCAUUCAAAGAAAUAAACCCGCUAGAGAAAUGGAACUGAUUGUAAAACCACUUUUACAGAAACUCCUUCCGUUGACCACUGACGACCUGGAAAUACGCAAAAAGGACUACUAUUCCCAUUUCAUAUUGAGACUAUGUUUCUGUAGAUCCAAAGAACUUCGGGACAAAUUUGUGCGUUCCGAGACCACACUGCUAAAGCUUCGUUUCAACAUGUUGACAUCCCAAGACCAGGCCAAAUUCGUCAAGACCCUUAACCUACCAUUUUUGCAAUUCAUAUCGGAUGAGGAAAAAGAACAGCUUUCUACAGAACUCUACCAAACUAUCAGUGGGGCAUUACAGUUCCAGUUGAAUCUAACAGAUGAAAAUCAACGUCGGCAAUAUUUUAACCAGGAAAAAUUCAUCAAGUUGCCGUUUGAAUCGGUCGUCGACCUGGUAGGGAACAGACAAGUUUUUAUCAAGAAGGGGUCGGCGUACUUGCCCCAAUUUCAACAACUCAACCACAUCGCAAACGAGUUUUCGAGUAUGCUUUCCACAGCACUGUUGAAAACAUCUCAAAAUAUCCCACGUUUGAACGAAGAUGAUCGUUUACUGCCAAUUCUUCAUCACUUGUCCUCUGGAUACGAUGCUUCCAAUUUUGUGCUCCAGGACCAAUUCGGGAACGCCUCACAAGGUGAAGUAACUGCAACUAGCGUUUACUCAGCCAAGAUUGAAGAAAACUUCCCACUAUGUGCGAAGAACAUGAUGAACGGCUUAAAGACUGUGCAUCAUCUGCGAUACCAAGCACGUCAGCAACUGACCUUUUUUCUUAAGGGUAUUGGUAUGAGUGUCGAUGACGCCAUGCAAUUUUGGUCUGAUGCCUUUGCAAAGGGUGGUAUCACAACGGAAAAAUUUAACAAGGAAUACAAAUACAACUUCAGGCACAAUUAUGGUUUAGAAGGUAAUAGAAUCAAUUAUAAACCUUGGGAUUGUCGAACAAUCCUCUCGAAACCUCGACCUUCAAGAGGCGAAUUUCAUGGCUGUCCUUACAGAGAUUGGAACGUUGAUAAACUGACACUUGAACUGUCCCAAGGAAUGAAGCUAACGCAAACUCAAGUGAACAGCGUCUUGGACAACGUCGAGCGUACUGAAUACACAGUGGCAUGUACCAAAGUGUUUGAGAUGACGCAUGGCGGCUCUACAAAUGUCGAGAUCAACGAUCAGACCCAUAUCUCGCAUCCGAAUCUAUAUUACGAAAGAUCGCGACAACUUCAAAAGAAAGCCGAAGGUGCAGCGACAUGA